Fomitiporia mediterranea MF3/22 is the source of this 1364-nucleotide messenger RNA. RefSeq names its product DnaJ-domain-containing protein. The coding region runs from base 32 to 1141 and encodes 369 amino acids. Gene Ontology annotation, cellular component: cytoplasm. Gene Ontology annotation, biological process: protein refolding; response to heat. The record is from RefSeq and is a predicted model, not a curated record. The transcript has 10 exons. Gene Ontology annotation, molecular function: ATP binding; Hsp70 protein binding. Lineage: Eukaryota; Fungi; Basidiomycota; Agaricomycetes; Hymenochaetales; Hymenochaetaceae.
GGUCUUUCUCCUCUGGUUCCUCCGUUUGCUAAUGCCUCAGUAUCUCUUCUCUCUUUGUUUGUUACUAUUAUGCAUAACGUAUUGCGUUGCUGCGGAUUACUACAAAAUACUCGGAGUCCACCGGGAAGCUUCCGACGCGGAUAUCAGGAAGGCUUACAAGAAACUCAGCAAAAAGUACCAUCCGGACAAGAACAAAGAUGAAGAUGCUAAGGAGAAAUUCGUGGAAAUUUCUUAUGCCUAUGAAGUUUUGUCGGAUGAAACAAAACGCCAAAUAUACGACCGACAUGGAGAGGAAGGAUUAAAGGCACACGAAGGCGGCCAGCACCACGCAAACCCCUUCGACAUAUUCGCGAAUUUCUUCGGCGGUCACCCACACCAUGACCAAGUCCGCAAGGGACCGACGUCCUUGACGGAGUUCGAAGUAUCACUGGCCGACAUGUACACGGGUGCAAGCAUAGACUUCAUGAUCAAGAAGAAAAUCCUCUGCGACCACUGUCGCGGCUCAGGCGCCGCCUCCGACUCCGACAUCCACACCUGUCCCUCCUGCGGCGGUUCCGGCAUCAAAAUAGUCCGACAACAAAUUUGGCCAGGUAUGUUCGCGCAAUCUCAAGCAUCUUGUACAGAAUGUUCUGGCCGAGGCCGAAUCAUCGCUCGCAAAUGUCCACACUGCGGGGGGUCGAAGAUCGUUGACCAUACGCAACAUUAUACACUCGAAAUUGCUAAGGGGAUGCCGGAAGGGUAUGAAGUAGUGUUUGAGGGAGAGGGAGAUGAGAAUCCGGAUUGGGAGCCUGGGGAUGUGGUGUUGAGGGUGAGGAGUAAGAGGGAGAAGGGAGGGUGGAGAAGAAAGGAGAGUAGUUUGUAUUGGAGUCAGGUUAUGGGUGUUGAUGAGGCCCUACUCGGCUUCGAACGUAACCUAACCCACCUAGACGGACACAUCGUCACUCUCAAACGACAAGGCGUAACCCAACCAGGUUUCGUACAAACCAUCAAAGGAGAGGGUAUGCCAGUGUUCCAGGAGAAUAAAUUUGGCGACCUCUUUGUGGAGUAUACGGUUGUCUUGCCUACUGAGAUUUCGGCGGACUUGCGAAAAAAAUUGACAGAAGCGUUCCACCCACAUGGACGUGGAAAGGAUGAGUUAUAGCAUUCUCAACACUAGUAAUGGUGUCGAAGUGUUGAUAGAGCGUAUGGACUUGCAUGCGUUUUGUUUAGAGUGUACAGACUAUAGUGGAAUAAUAGACUUCCUUUCAGCUUUUUCAUUCGUCAACUCCCUGGUUUCGCGAUUUAUUUAUUUAUUUUUAGACUACAGAUUCGCCACAACCACCAGUUCGUGAUAGGCGGUACGAUGCCGGGUCAAGGUAUGAAUU